Myripristis murdjan (pinecone soldierfish) is the source of this 5020-nucleotide messenger RNA. RefSeq names its product aryl hydrocarbon receptor-like. Gene Ontology annotation, biological process: response to xenobiotic stimulus; xenobiotic metabolic process; regulation of transcription by RNA polymerase II. NCBI's taxonomy places the organism in Eukaryota, Metazoa, Chordata, Actinopteri, Holocentriformes, Holocentridae. The transcript has 11 exons. Gene Ontology annotation, cellular component: aryl hydrocarbon receptor complex; nucleus. Gene Ontology annotation, molecular function: transcription cis-regulatory region binding; protein dimerization activity; nuclear receptor activity. The coding region runs from base 91 to 2961 and encodes 956 amino acids. The record is from RefSeq and is a predicted model, not a curated record.
UGGUGGCUUUAUGUAGCGCAGAGGGGAAGCGAGCGUCAAGGCUGUGUUUCUGAGGGAUUCAUCCGAGGCUUGCUGAGGGGGAGAGCCGUCAUGUACGCCGGACGCAAGAGGAGAAAACCGGUCCAGAGAGCGGUGAAGCAACCUCCAGCCGAGGGGGCCAAGUCCAACCCGUCCAAGCGGCACCGAGACAGGCUGAACGGAGAGCUGGAGAGGCUCGCCAGCUUGCUGCCCUUCCCCGAAGAGGUGACAUCCAGUCUGGACAAACUCUCCAUCCUCCGCCUGAGCGUCAGCUACCUACGAGCCAAGAACUUCUUCUCUGUCGCCCUGAACAGCCGACCGUGCAAUGGAGUGGCUCUCAGUAGCAGCAGUGAAAACGGCAAAGUCACAGGAGUAGCAGACACUUGGCUUCCCGAAGGCGAGCUCCUGCUGCAGGCUCUCAACGGGUUUGUCCUGGUCGUCACCGCCGACGGGACCAUCUUCUACUCCUCUCACACCAUCCAGGACUACCUGGGCUUCCACCAGACUGAUGUGAUGCACCAGAGUGUUUAUGAGCUGGUGCACACAGAGGACCAGCAGGAGCUCAGGAGAAACCUGCACUGGGCACUAAACCCUCCCCCUGCCACCAUCGCCGCCAUGACUCAGGAUUCCCCGCAAGAGAUGGAGCCUGACAGCAGCACGUCUCUAGUCACCUACAACCCGGAGCAGCUUCCCCCGGAGAACUCCUCCUUCCUGGAGAGGAGCUUCGUGUGCCGCUUUCGCUGCCUCCUGGACAACUCCUCCGGCUUCCUGGCGUUGAACCUCCAGGGCCGCCUGAAGUUUCUGCAUGGCCAGAACCAGCGGCAAGAAAACGGAGGAAAGGCGCCGUCACAGCUCGCCCUCUUCGCCAUCGCCACUCCCCUGCAGCCUCCGUCCAUCCUGGAGAUCAGGACCAAGAACAUGAUCUUCAGAACCAAACACAAGCUGGACUUCACUCCCAUGGCCUGUGACGCAAAGGGGAAGAUCGUCCUGGGGUACACAGAGGCUGAACUUCGUGUGCGAGGGUCUGGAUAUCAGUUCAUCCACGCAGCAGAUAUGUUGCACUGCGCAGAGAACCAUGUCAGAAUGAUGAAGACUGGAGAGAGCGGUCUGACUGUGUUCAGGCUGCUCACCAAGGACAAUCGCUGGAAGUGGGUCCAGGCCAACGCCCGGCUGGUCUACAAGAAUGGCAAACCGGACUACAUCAUCGCCACUCAGAGGCCUCUGGUAGAGGAAGAGGGAGGAGAACAUUUGCGUAAGCGCUCCUUGCACCUGCCUUUCACCUAUGCCACAGGUGAGGCUCUGCUCUACCACUCCAACCAUCCCAUUGCUGGCUUCAGUGACAGCGGCCAUGAGAAAAAUGGCAGCAAGUCCAAGAAGAGCCGGACUGAAAGGGUGGCCCGGGAUGGCCUGGACCCUGGCUCCCUCCUUGGGGCGCUGAUGAGUCAGGAUGAGUCAGUGUACGUCUGCCAGCCCGCCCUGGAGCCCAAACUGUCAUUCCACAGCAGUUUCUUUGGAGACCAGAUGAGCUUCUCUGAAUCAGAGUCCUCCAGCCUGCACAGGAGCUGGGAGGAGCCGAGGAAUGGUGUGGUGCGUCCAGGCCUCCCUGAGCCAUCCACCACUUUUGACCCCCUGCUGGCCACAUUGGACUCACUCUCCCUAGGAGGUCAAAGCGUGGCAGAUGUAGACGAGGAGAAUUGUUCAAAUGGGGAGUUGUUUGGAGCUCUGGAAGGAUUGGGACUGACCGCUGAGGACCUUGAGCUGCUGCUGCUGGAUGAGCGGAUGAUCAGAAUCGAGAUGGACCCUGACCGUGUGCCCACCUUGGACGACCUGCUGACCAACGACGAGAUCCUCUCCUACAUCCACGAUUCCCUUGAGUCAAAGACUGAUACCGCAGAGGACAGAGGACAGGUGCCUCCCACUGUUGCCUCUGCGACGGCCACGACGACGACAAUAUCCCUGCCUGAAAGUGAUCCAACCUCAAACACACCUUUGCAGAAUCAGUUCCCUCAGCAUAAGCCUUCCCUGGUGGGGCAGGCCCCCAUCGUCCAGCUGUCCCAGCAGAUGCAGCAGCACCUCAGCAUGCGACCAGGGAAAGUGGCUCAUGACUGGGGCCAGCCAGCUCGUUCGGUGGCUAAUCAACCCCUCCACAACAGACAGUGGACACCCCAGGACAUCCUUACCAAUGCAGGGAUACAGCUGGAUCACUGUCACACACAACAGACUCUUUUCAAUGGUAAGGCCUCCGAGCUGGAUGGGGAGCUCCAUCAGCAGCCGACGCAUGCACACUACCUCCAGCAGAGCCAGCUCCCGCAGCAGUGCCAUGCCAAACAGAAGGUGGCCAACCUCAACGGACUGUGCAGCAUCCCGAACACAGAGCAUCCAGCUGGAAAAUCCCAAUGGCAGGACUAUGGCUUCAGCGGGAGUCUGGGCAACAACGCCUGCCUCAGUAACGGCCAAGCUGCUCUUACAAACACCUCACUGGACACUUGUAUGGAUUACAACAUGCCUGACAUUGACAACGUGGACUACGCCAUCAAUGGAGGGGGUUUGUUUGGGAGGAGCGGGCAGCAGCACGGGACCGAGUCCACAGUUUCGUCUUUCCAUAGGAUGAACCACAAACUGCAGCAGGAGCAGAUCCCAGCUCCUCUGGCCCAGGUGCUCUCCAGCUUGUCCCAGUGCCCGCCGCCCAACGCCACCCUGGAGCAGAUCCUCGGAGUGGGGCAGCCCUGCCGGCAGCUGGACCCUUAUGGGAUGGUGUCCUCAGAAAUCCCUCAUGACCCCAAUCACAGUAAGAUGGAAAAUGGCUGCAUCCUGAGUGGUGCUUACCCAGGGGGCUGUGCUCUGCCCAAUGGGAAUGGAGCAGCGCCCCCUAAUGGCCAAAUGUCUGGCCCUGAGACUCUGCCCAGCCUCGCAGACCCGCCAGCCACCGGCUUCUACCUCUGACCACCUGACAGGAACAGGAGCGCCCAAUGUCUGGACCAGCCUUUUACAACUAGAUAACCUGAAAAAAUAAAAAUAAAAAUAAAGCUAAAUAAUGUAGGCCUACAUGUUCUUCUUUUUUUUUUUAUUUAGUUUUUUUUUUUUUUUUCAGGGUUGGGAUCAGGAAAUUGGGAUUGAUGUUUUGUACUGUAAGUAAUUUUAUCAUUUGUCAGUCCUUUUGUUUACAAUAAUGCAGUCAAUAAUAAGUUUAUUCCGCUUUCAGAACAUGCACAGAGGUAAAUAUGAGUUUUAAAAGACCACACACACACAUACACACAUACACACACACACACACACACACACACACACACACACACAAAUACACGCACACGCAGACACCCCCUCUCCCUUCUAUUCCCAAUGCAAGUGGUUACUGGGAAACCGUCACCGCGGUAACGGUGGUCGACACAACAUCAGUUUUAGUCAGGCAACAGGAAUGUACUCUUUCAACGUCAGCGGUUUCUUUGUUGUACAAUCGCAUUUGUCAACGAUGAGAUUAAGUCAUAUACAUUUGAAAAAAACAAAGUAUAGAGUAUUAUGGAAAUUAAAGCUAGAAAUAUCCUGCACUUUAUUUCAGGCACCCACUAAAUGCAGACUGUGUAGUCGGGGGGUCCGGGGUUAUAAAAACACACAACAGGCCCUGUCGUCUUGACUCAUCUUUGAAGCUGCUGUCACUGACGCAAGAUGGGAAUUCGGUGACAGUUUGGUGUUUUCUUCUCUUAUUUUGAGGUACAUUUCAGGUAACGGGUCGAUGUCCUCACAUGCACAUACACUUCUGUAUAACUGUUAGUAUUACUUUUUUCUCCUCCACUUGAAUUAUUAUUAUUGUUAUUAUUUUUGUUGAUAUUGUUGACCUUUUACCUCUGGGUGAAGGUUUUUUUUUCUCUCUAUUUUUUUUUUUUUUUUUUUUUUUUACCAUUGAUAAGGUUUAACUGUGACUGAUUAGCCGAAAGACACUUGAUUUUUAAUUUUCAGUAUUUAUUUGUGUUCUAGAUCAAUUAAGAUAUCCUGUAUAAUGAAUUACUGCAGUGAUUGCAUUCGCUUUCCCGUGGGAAAUGACAAAAUUACUGCAGCAGGGCGAAUCCAGUCCCAACUCUGUUUAUUUUCAAACCUUUUCAAAAGUACUGUCUGACCAUUUUUACCCAGAGUUGGAUAAACAGGGUAAUAUCAAGUCAGGAAAUGAGUCUACACACAAUCUUGCAGCAGUUGGCAAACACUGAAAACCAAAUGUGAGUUUCUUUUUUCUUCUCUUUUUCUUUCUUUUCUUUUCUUUUUUUUUUUUUUUAAGGAUCUCUUCUGGAAGGAUACAGUUUUGAAUGUUUCAUGUACAUAGUAAAUGAUCGGGAAAUGAUACAGAGUAGAAUUAUUUCAUCACGAAAGAUGCUGAAAAGAGAUUUCCAUGUAGUUGUUUUAAAAAAAAAAAAAAAGGCAUUACUAUUAGUAUUAAUGUUAUUGUUAUCAUAUGUUUUACGUUGAAAAUGUGAUACACGAGUGGUUACAUGUCGUCGGAAUCGACUUCUUUUCCCUUUCUUUUUUUUUUCUUCAGCAGAAAUGUUUGAUAUAUUUAAUAUGAUUGAUGUGACCUAUUAACAAUGUGAUAAAAGAUGUGUAUAUAAAGGCAAACAAGCUUUGUUUUGACAAAUACAGGUAUGUACAUAGUUUUACGUCAAUUCACUUGUUUCAAGCACUAUUUUUAAAACACACUGCUGCUUAUCAAACUCCUGUGUUGACUCAGUUUUUAUUGUACAUUGUAAAUAAUACUCUCUUGUCACAAAACGGUUGGACUCUUACGACAGUCUGCAAAUGGUGCCAUACUACUAAGACUUGUUUAAUAGGCUAUAACGUUGGAGAGUUUAAUGAUGUCUUUUGCUUAGCCACAGUUAAUUUUAACAUGCUAACGGGACAAAAUGUAGAUGUUGCAAUGGCAUUUUGACCCAUGUCCUUUGACUGCUUGUUUGAAAUGUAUUAUUUUCAUCCUUUGAAAUAAAGGAUUUCUGCAAUCACAUUGAAAAACAGAAACGUC